This is a messenger RNA of Xenopus tropicalis (tropical clawed frog), 2184 nucleotides long. It is a transcript of the gene opn1sw, whose product is annotated as opsin 1 (cone pigments), short-wave-sensitive. The record is from RefSeq and is marked provisional. Gene Ontology annotation, biological process: phototransduction; signal transduction; visual perception. Lineage: Eukaryota; Metazoa; Chordata; Amphibia; Anura; Pipidae. Gene Ontology annotation, molecular function: G protein-coupled receptor activity. Gene Ontology annotation, cellular component: membrane.
UGCUAGAAUGAGAAUGUUGGAAGAGGAAGAUUUCUACCUCUUUAAAAAUGUGUCUAGUGUGAGCCCCUGGGAUGGGCCACAAUACCACAUUGCCCCUAAAUGGGCAUUCACCCUGCAAGCACUCUUUAUGGGUGCGGUGUUUCUCUUUGGAGCACCCCUAAACCUCAUUGUACUGGUGGUUACAAUGAAAUACAAGAAGCUUCGCCAGCCUCUCAACUACAUCCUGGUGAACAUUGCAGUAGGUGGAUUCCUCAUGUGCAUUUUCUCAAUUUUUCCUGUCUUCAUCUCUAGUUCCAAAGGUUACUUUUUCUUGGGGAAGGUAGCCUGCAACAUUGAUGCAUUUAUCGGCACAGUUUCAGGUUUGGUUACUGGCUGGUCCCUAGCAUUCCUCGCUUUUGAAAGAUAUAUUGUUAUCUGCAAGCCAAUGGGGAACUUCACCUUCAGCUCUUCACAUGCAAUGGCUGUUGUCAUCUGCACUUGGAUCAUUGGUAUUGGUGUGUCUGUACCGCCAUUCUUUGGUUGGAGCAGGUACAUGCCGGAAGGCUUGCAGUGCUCCUGCGGUCCCGACUGGUACACAGUUGGCACAAAGUACCGAAGCGAAUAUUACACCUGGUUUAUAUUCAUAUUCUGUUUCGUUAUGCCACUGACAAUGAUAUGCUUCUCCUACGGCAGACUUCUCGGAGCUCUUCGGGCGGUAGCAGCACAGCAGCAGGAAUCUGCUAGCACACAGAAGGCAGAGCGCGAGGUAUCCCGUAUGGUGGUCGUCAUGGUAGGGUCCUUCUGUCUGUGUUAUGUCCCUUAUGCAGCAAUGGCCAUGUAUAUGGUGACAAAUCGGGACCACGGGUUAGAUCUUCGCCUUGUCACCAUCCCUGCCUUCUUCUCCAAGAGCGCCUGUGUCUAUAACCCCAUUAUAUAUUCCUUCAUGAACAAACAGUUCAGAGGGUGCAUUAUGGAAACAGUCUGUGGAAGACCUAUGACCGAUGACUCUUCAGUGUCUUCCACAAGCCAAAAGACUGAAGUAUCAACAGUGUCUUCCAGCCAAGUCAGCCCUGCCUGAACUUAAGCUAUGCUGCAUCAUCAUUGCUUGACCACCCUGCUGUGUGUUAUGGAUAAAGAUUGAUUAUUUUAUAAACAUCCUCUACAGACAUUACUUUCUAGCUACUUACAGUCAGUGCAUUCUAAAUGCAGAUAGUUUAUCGGUGCAAUGAGGUAAAACUAGCACUGCCUUGUCAGUAAUUUAAUUCUUCCAUGAUUAUCUUGUGCACACAGGAAUAUCACACAAUACAGGCAAGCUGGGUUUGGUUAGAAGUUACUCAUUUAGUAAUUUGACAGUACAAGCCAACGGGUAAAAAAUUAAUAUCUAACCUGUGAUUCCAGUAACCAAAUCUGGUGGUAGAAAUAUUUAUGUCAUGCAAAAAUGGUUAAUGUGCUGAAAGAAAAAAAAAAACAGUUUUCUUUUAUGCGUGCCUUUAACAGUUUUUGUUGUAAUUUACCCAUAUGAGAAGAAAAUCAAUAAUUGCGAAGUAGCACACAUGUAGAUUCUGAAGAACUUAUUUACACCUGCAUUUUUCUUAGUUGGUUUUGUCGAAUGGCAAAACUUAGUGUGAUUUUAUUUCCAGGAAAGUAACUUAGUAACAUUCCACCAAUUCUCUGCUCAGUUCAUUCUGCAGCUCUGUGGCGCUGUACAUAUUAUGUUUACACAAACAAUUUGGCUGUUUAGAAAGGUCAAAUGAAAUGUCACCCCACCCAAAAGUUUGCAUAAAUGUCCUAGACAGCAAAACUAUAUGGCAAAAACAAUAAAACCCAAAGCAUAUUAAUCCACAAUACCUUUUAUUGUGGCCUAAUUUUCCUAGGAGACUGAGUGGCUCAGAUUUUGUGCCAAAAAGACAAAAUUUGAGCAAAUUGAAAUACAAAUUAAUUUUAAAAAAUUGUUUCAUUGUUAUGCAUUUUAGGUCUUCACUUCGAUCCAUUUUACAGCUCAAAUGCAGACAAUUUCACUUGUUUUUUUAGCUACGGUCUGAACAGAACAUACAUAUUAACAGAAUUCAGUUAUGGUAAAUGAAGAUUUUGCAAAGCUACAAGUGACAUAAGAACACAUGGUCAAUUGGCAAGUGGGGUUAAUGAAUGUUUAAUUUUACCUCAACAUGAAAAAACAUUGUAAUAAAUACAGUUAUGCUGUUAAAA